CAGAUGGCGUCCGCUACCGACUCCCGCUAUGGGCAGAAGGAAUCCUCGGACCAGAACUUUGAUUACAUGUUCAAGAUCCUGAUCAUCGGCAACAGCAGCGUGGGGAAAACCUCCUUCCUGUUCCGGUACGCCGACGACUCCUUCACUCCCGCCUUCGUCAGCACCGUCGGCAUCGACUUCAAGGUCAAGACCAUCUACCGGAACGACAAACGCAUCAAACUGCAGAUCUGGGACACGGCCGGGCAGGAGCGGUACCGCACCAUCACCACGGCCUACUACCGUGGGGCCAUGGGCUUCAUCCUCAUGUACGACAUCACCAACGAGGAGUCCUUCAACGCCGUGCAGGACUGGUCCACCCAGAUCAAGACCUACUCUUGGGACAACGCCCAGGUGCUGCUGGUGGGGAACAAGUGUGACAUGGAGGAUGAGCGCGUGGUCUCCUCGGAGAAGGGUCGCCAGCUCGCCGAGCACCUGGGCUUUGAGUUUUUCGAGGCCAGCGCCAAGGACAACAUCAACGUGAAGCAGACCUUCGAGAGGCUGGUGGACAUCAUCUGUGAGAAGAUGUCGGAGUCUCUGGACACGGCUGACCCCGCGGUCACCGGGGCCAAGCAGGGCCCCCAGCUCACGGACCAGCAGGCCCCCCCCCACCAGGACUGUGCCUGCUAG
This is a messenger RNA of Cinclus cinclus, 666 nucleotides long. RefSeq names its product RAB3A, member RAS oncogene family (gene RAB3A). The record is from RefSeq and is a predicted model, not a curated record. NCBI's taxonomy places the organism in Eukaryota, Metazoa, Chordata, Aves, Passeriformes, Cinclidae. Gene Ontology annotation, molecular function: GTP binding; GTPase activity. Gene Ontology annotation, cellular component: synaptic vesicle; endosome; plasma membrane. The coding region runs from base 4 to 666 and encodes 220 amino acids. Gene Ontology annotation, biological process: maintenance of presynaptic active zone structure; regulation of synaptic vesicle fusion to presynaptic active zone membrane; protein localization to plasma membrane. The transcript is spliced from 4 exons.